Molecule: messenger RNA, 1981 nt
Organism: Morus notabilis
Lineage: Eukaryota; Viridiplantae; Streptophyta; Magnoliopsida; Rosales; Moraceae
Product: sugar carrier protein C
Exons: 4
Coding region: 187-1755 (522 amino acids)
Biological process (GO): monosaccharide transmembrane transport
Cellular component (GO): membrane
Molecular function (GO): monosaccharide transmembrane transporter activity
Source: RefSeq, a predicted model, not a curated record
CCGUCCAAAACCUCUAUAUCCUCUUCUUCUUCCUCUCCGUUUCCCUAUUGCGCUUAUUCACUCCAUUCUGUUUCUUUCUCCUCUACUCACUGUUCUCUGCUUUUCUUCUUCUUCUUGCUUUUUCCUCUUCUUGUUUUUCUGCUUCUUGUCCUCCUUUCUAAUUACUUAUUCCACAAGCAAACACAAAUGCCGGCCGUGGGAGGAAUACCCGCCGGUGGCUCCGGCAAGGCCUACCCUGGAAAACUGACCCCCUACGUCACUGUGACAUGUAUCGUCGCGGCCAUGGGCGGUCUUAUUUUCGGCUACGAUAUCGGAAUCUCCGGCGGUGUGACGUCGAUGAACUCGUUUCUCGAGAAGUUUUUCCCGUCGGUGUACCGGAAGAAGAUGGCGGACAAGACCACGAACCAGUACUGCCAGUACGAUAGUCAGACGCUGACGAUGUUCACGUCGUCGCUCUACUUGGCCGCUCUGCUCUCCUCGCUUGUCGCCUCCGUAAUCACCCGCACUUUUGGUCGGAAACUCUCCAUGUCCUUCGGCGGUAUUCUCUUCUUGGCCGGCGCUCUCCUCAAUGGCUUCGCUCAGGAGGUGUGGAUGCUGAUUGUUGGCCGUAUCUUGCUCGGUUUCGGUAUCGGUUUCACCAAUCAGUCUGUGCCACUGUAUCUCUCCGAGAUGGCGCCGUACAAAUACAGAGGAGCAUUGAACAUCGGUUUCCAAUUAUCCAUCACAAUUGGUAUCCUUGUGGCCAACGUCCUUAACUACUUUUUCGCCAAGAUCGAGGGCGGUUGGGGAUGGCGGUUGAGCCUGGGUGGAGCCAUGGUCCCUGCUGCUAUAAUCAUUGUGGGUUCAUUUGCCCUCCCGGACACACCUAAUUCAUUGAUCGAGCGCGGCAAAGUAAAAGAGGCACGUGCCAAACUGCUGAAAAUCCGUGGCGUUACUGAUUCGGAAAUAGAAGAAGAAUUCAACGACCUAGUCGCGGCCAGUGAGGCGUCGAAGAAAGUGGAGAACCCGUGGAGAAAACUGUUGGAGAGGAAGUACAGGCCUCAAUUAAGCAUGGCCAUCUUGAUCCCCUUCUUCCAGCAGCUCACCGGGAUCAAUGUUAUCAUGUUUUACGCCCCGGUGUUGUUUAACACCAUCGGGUUCGGUGACGACGCCUCCCUCAUGUCCGCCGUCAUCACCGGAAUCGUCAAUGUAGGCGCUACUCUUGUGUCCAUCUACGGUGUUGAUAAGUGGGGCAGGAGGUUCCUCUUCCUUGAGGGUGGUGUUCAAAUGUUGAUAUGCCAGAUCGUUGUGGCGGCAGCAAUUGGUGCUAAGUUUGGAGUUGAUGGGAACCCAGGGGACUUGCCCAAGUGGUAUGCCAUAGUGGUGGUGCUGUUCAUCUGCAUGUACGUUGCCGGGUUCGCCUGGUCGUGGGGCCCACUCGGUUGGCUCGUGCCCAGUGAGAUUUUCCCACUUGAAAUCCGAUCAGCGGCUCAGAGUGUGAAUGUCUCGGUCAACAUGAUCUUCACAUUCGCGGUGGCUCAAAUCUUCUUGACCAUGCUCUGCCACUUGAAGUUUGGCCUGUUUAUCUUCUUUGCUUUCUUUGUGGUUGUUAUGUCCCUCUUCGUCUUGAACUUCUUGCCUGAGACCAAGGGAAUUCCGAUUGAGGAGAUGACCCGGAUAUGGGGGACCCACUGGUACUGGAAAAGGUUUGUCGCCGCUGAAGAAGAAGAUUACCCCAACGGUGGUCACGUGGAAAUUAUCGGCAAGGCUGUUUAGUUUUAGAGCAAAAUGGGUCUUCUUUUUUUUUUUUUUUUUAUUGUUUCUUUUUAGCUCUUGAUUUUCUAAAGCUCGUACAUACUAUAAUUGAUUUGGAUGUCAACGGUUAUUUUUCUUUUCAUCAAAUUUGUGUUCUGUUAUAAAUCUGUUUUAAUUUAAAAGGGGGGAAAAAAUGUUAUGUGAUCUGCCUAUUAAAUUGAACAUAGUCUAAUUCUAUUGCGCUUAA